UCUAAACGGAGGGUCGGAGGGAGUCCUAUAUUUAAACUCUUGAUAAUCUUGAGUUGGCUUUGAAGUUGGCUCCAGGCUCCAGCGGGUCUUUCUCGCACUACACAAACUUAACACAGGAUUACCUGAUGAUCAGGUGCUUAAACUGAAAUCUGUCCAAUUCAUGCUUGGCCGCAACUCACUCUUCACUGUCUUGACAAAUCUCGUACCCUCCAAAUCAAUACGUUUUUGCAACUACACUUCCCUCCCUUCUCUUUAUCUUCUAAACUCUUGUUUCAAUCUUCAACAACUCAAACAAGUUCAUGCUUUGAUUGUGAAAGAUGGGUCUUCACAAAGUCUUACAUUAUCAACUAAAAUCAUCACUCUUGCCUGUUCUUUUUCUCCCAAUAUGGACUAUGCCCGCAACCUGUUCGAUAUUACGUCUGAGAGGAAUCUGUAUCUCUGGAACAUAUUGAUUAGGGGGUAUGCUGACAGGGGUCCUUGUCAUGAAGCCAUAAUUCUGUAUAGAAAUAUGCAUCAGUCAGGAUUAUUGCCUGAUGAUUAUACUUUCCCGUCUGUGGUUCGGGCUUGUGCUGUACACUCGGCUUUUUGGGAGGGAAGACAAGUGCAUUGCAAUGUUUUGAAAAACGGGGUUUCUCUUGAUGUGGUUGUGCAAUGUUCUUUGGUUACUAUGUAUUCGCAAAGUGGGGAGACUUGGAAUUCGGAACUUGUGUUUGGUGAAAUGGUUGUGAAGAACAUUGUAUCAUGGACUUCACUGAUCGCGGGGUAUGUUCAAAAUGGAUUCUUUGAGAAGGGUUUGUCUGCUUUCAGAGAUAUGAUGGCUUUUGGGGUUCGACCAAAUGCUGUUACUUUAGUGAGUGUUCUUCCUGCUUGUGCCAGUAUGGAGUUUUUUAAUUCAGGGAAGCUGAUUCAUGCUUAUAGUUUUAAACUGGGAUUCAUCUCUGAUAUUUCGCUGGUUAACUCUUUGGUUGCUUUGUAUGGUAAAUGUGGCCAUGUUGAUAUUGCCAGAUCUUUGUUUGAUCGGAUGGCUGUCCGGACUGUUGUCUCAUGGAAUGCAAUCAUCGCUGCUUAUGAACAAAAUAAAGCUGGUGCAGAUGCCAUUAAGCUCUUUCGUAGAAUGCAAACAGAAGGUGUAGAAUAUGAUUUUAUCACAUUAGUCAGUGUAAUUUCAGCCUGUGCCAGUAUUGGAGCCCUUGAUACUGGAAAAUGGGUACAUGACCUAGUCAGGUGCAAAGGUUUAGAAACUAAUGUUUCAAUCACAAGUGCACUUAUUGAUAUGUAUGCAAAGUGUGGAAACAUAACUUUGGCUAGGGAUGUUUUUGAUAGGUUAAGUUAUAGAAGUGUUGUGUCAUGGACUUCAAUAAUUGCGGCAUGUGCAUCUCAUGGAUAUGGAGAGGAUGCUGUCUUGCUUUUCUCUAAAAUGAAAGAAGAAGGUAUUAAACCAAAUAUCUAUACUUUCACAGCUGUCCUGACUGCCUGUAGGCAUUCAGGUUUUGUAGAAGAAGGGAGGAAGCAUUUUGAAAGCAUGACCAGAGAUUAUUUAAUCAUGCCUGGCAUAGAGCAAUGUGCAUGUAUGGUCGAUCUUCUUGGUAGAGUUGGUGAGUUGCAUGAAGCUUAUGAAUUCAUCAAUAAUAUGUCAAACGCAGAUGCAGGUGUUUGGGGAGCCUUGCUUGGUGCUUGUAGAAUACAUGGAAAUCUUGAGCUGGCAGAACAUGUGGCUGAUAGAUUGUAUAAGUUGAACUUCCAUUCUAUUAGUUUGUAUGCCCUUAUGGUAAAUAUCUAUGCUGAAGCUGGAAGGUGGGAGGAUGUUGCAAGAAUGAGGAUCCUGAUAGAUGAAAGAGAGCCAAAAAGGAUUCCUGCCCUGAGUUCAGUUGAAGUAAAUCGAAGAUUCAUACAAUUACGUCAGGAAUAAGCUUAACCAUCUGGGAAAGCUUAGUCGUAAGAUGCAUGCCAGCAUUGUGAAGACAGGCGUUCAAGUACCUGCUAAUCCUAUGUAUUAUGCACAAAAGAGACCGGUUGUUCCUAAAUGAUUAUAGGAGGACUAUUCUAACUGAUUACAAGUAGACGAGAGUUGUUCCUGU
Messenger RNA from Daucus carota subsp. sativus, 2078 nucleotides. Its product is annotated as pentatricopeptide repeat-containing protein At1g08070, chloroplastic. The transcript has a single exon. The coding region runs from base 161 to 1909 and encodes 582 amino acids. NCBI's taxonomy places the organism in Eukaryota, Viridiplantae, Streptophyta, Magnoliopsida, Apiales, Apiaceae. Gene Ontology annotation, molecular function: protein binding. The record is from RefSeq and is a predicted model, not a curated record.